AUGACUAGGAGGUCCAACAAGGACAACCUAGUUGAACAUCCAGAGAUAGACAAGCUUGAGAAGCAACUUAGGAAGCAAAAGCCCAAGAGAUGGCCGACGAAGCAGCUCGCGCUCACGCCGCUGAAGUGGCGCGCGCUCAAGAAGAAGGAAGAGAUCCACCUCCUCCUCCUCCUAAUCCACAAGACCCUGCUGGAGAUCACUACAAGAUCCAAUGGAGUCUCUGCUGACUACCUUAAGUGCAAGCUCUUUUCAUUCUCUCUUGGCGACAAAGCUUCAAGAUGGUUGAAGUCUCUGCCAGCUCACUCCAUUACCACUUGGGAUGAGUACAAGGCCGCUUUCAUCAACCACUUCUACACCAAGCAAAGAUCAAUUUCUGUAAGGAACAAGAUCUCCAACUUUCGCCAAGCCAACAAUGAAUCUUUCUAUGAGGCGCUAGAUCGAUUCAAGGAGUACAUUAGGGACUGCCCUAAUCAUGGUUUCAAUGAGGGAAACCUAUGGAACAUCUUCUAUCGUGGCAUAGACCACAAGUACAAGCUUUCAUUGGACACUGCAAGCAAUGGAAACUUCAUGACCAAGACUGUUGAUGAAGCUAAGGUUCUUAUUGAGAAUCUUGCAGCUAGUGAUUGUAACAACUGUCCUGAUUAUGACCGCUCAAGCCGCACCACUACUAGCUCCCCUGAUUCUUUUCAAAUGACUGAACUCAAGAACAUGAUGGCUCAAGUUCUUAAGGGACAGCUCAAGCAUAUCAAUGCAAUAGAAGGGAUGAGUGAUGCUAAUGAAGACCCAUCAAGAGAAUGCAUGGGAGAUUUCUCUAAUGAAGCCAAUGAAGAAGAUGUGAACUACAUUGGAAACUAUGGGAACAAGGGAUACAAUCCAAGCUAUCGCCCAAACCCCAACAUGUCUUAUAGAAACCCCAAUGUGGAGAAUCCUCAAGACCAAGUGUAUCCUCCAAGGUAUCCACAACAACAAAGACCUCCUUACCAAUCUCAAGGAAGUCAAUUUCAGCCAAGGCAAGGAUAUGAGCAGAGAUCAUCAUAUCCGCCCAAGGAGCCAUAUGCUUCUUCACCAAAUCAAGCUCCUCCAAACCAACAAGGUGGGAGAUUUGAAGGAAUCCUCCAACAGAUCAUGGAUGGCCAGAAGAGAAACAAAAGAGAUGUAUGA
This is a messenger RNA of Microthlaspi erraticum, 1161 nucleotides long. Lineage: Eukaryota; Viridiplantae; Streptophyta; Magnoliopsida; Brassicales; Brassicaceae. The record is from the annotation of a GenBank genome assembly.